Molecule: messenger RNA, 732 nt
Organism: Capronia epimyces CBS 606.96
Lineage: Eukaryota; Fungi; Ascomycota; Eurotiomycetes; Chaetothyriales; Herpotrichiellaceae
Exons: 3
Coding region: 1-732 (243 amino acids)
Biological process (GO): positive regulation of cytoplasmic translation
Cellular component (GO): cytoplasm
Molecular function (GO): single-stranded RNA binding; translation regulator activity; mRNA binding
Source: RefSeq, a predicted model, not a curated record
AUGUCGUCUCUUUCCCGUCGCGCAUGCUACAAAUGUGGCAAUGUUGGGCAUUACGCGGAAGUCUGCACCUCGUCCGAGAGAUUGUGCUACAACUGCAAGCAGCCAGGCCAUGAGUCAAACCAGUGCCCUCUACCGCGCACUACGGAGACGAAGCAAUGCUAUCAUUGCCAGGGCCUAGGUCACGUCCAAGCUGACUGCCCGACUCUGCGUCUUAGCGGUGGCCCUGCGGGAGGUCGCUGCUACUCAUGCGGCCAAAUCGGCCAUUUGGCACGUAACUGCCCAACACCACAUGCUGGACCUGGGCCCGUACCUGGGCCUGGACCUGGACCCUCCACCCGUGGCGGUCGUGGUGGCUAUGGUGGAUUCCGCGGUGGUUACACGGUGGUCAACAACCGCGCUGCCACCUGCUACAAAUGCGGCGGUCCCAACCACUAUGCAAGAGAUUGUCAGGCUCAAGCCAUGAAAUGCUACGCGUGUGGCAAGCUUGGCCACAUCUCCCGGGAUUGCACUGCCCCGAACGGCGGUCCAUUGAACGCGGCUGGCAAGACCUGCUACAAGUGCGGUCAGCCUGGCCAUAUCAGCAAAGACUGCACCGUCACUGAGACCAAUGGUCCGGCGCCCGGGGUGACGAAUGGAACACCUGCUGAGGGUGCUCUAGCUGCUCCAACUGCUCCUGCAGCAGACGCUACCGAUAUUUCUGCCGCUGCUGCACCUGCUGCAGCUGUGGCAUAA